Molecule: messenger RNA, 1955 nt
Organism: Xenopus laevis (African clawed frog)
Lineage: Eukaryota; Metazoa; Chordata; Amphibia; Anura; Pipidae
Gene: cfi.L
Product: complement factor I L homeolog
Biological process (GO): proteolysis
Cellular component (GO): membrane; extracellular region
Molecular function (GO): serine-type endopeptidase activity; peptidase activity; hydrolase activity
Source: RefSeq, marked provisional
CCAGAAUCCUCACCAUGAACAAACUCUGCUGUGUCCUUAUCCUCUUCUGCCAUUUCUAUGUUAACACAUUCUCGAGUGCAGUUUCUGGCGCAGGAGAUGCAAGACCAAAUACAUGUGAAUUCAAUGCCCUUUCCUGCCACAAAGUCUUCUGUGCUCCAUGGCAGAGGUGUGUGGCAGGGGUAUGUCGCUGUAAACUACCAUACCAGUGCCCAAAAAAUGCAACCACUGAGGUCUGCACAGACGGGAAAAGGAAACUGCAAAGCUACUGCCAGCUAAAAAGUGUUGAAUGUUCAAAUCCUUUAAAUUCCAAAUACAGAUUUUCUUCAGAAGCUCCUUGCACUGAAACAUUUACACUAACGCAGAAUGGAGAACCAGGCAAAGGGAUCAUAAAAGUGAAACUGCCAACAUUUGAACAGGAAUUGUUUCUAUGUGGAAAACAAUGGAGUAACAGGGAAGCCAAUGUAGUCUGCAGACAGCUUGGAUCUACCAAAGGCGCAGAUGCAUCAGCAUCAGACAAAGUUUUCUCUUUAGUAACUGAGAAGCCCCCAGAACAUUGCAUUCAAGCAACUUGUCGAGGACUGGAGAACAGCUUGGCCGAAUGUGCUCUAAGGAAGUUACCAAUGCAAGAUAACCAGGUUGCUAAAGUAACGUGUUAUACAGAAAACAAAGAUUGUGGCUCCGGUGAGUUUACAUGUUCAAAUGGCAAGUGCAUCCCCUCAGAACUGGCCUGUGAUAGUAAAAAUGAUUGUGGAGAUCUCAGUGAUGAACUUUGCUGCAAAAGUUGCAAUGCUGGCUUCCAUUGUAGAUCGGAUACCUGCAUCCCAGAGCAGUAUAGGUGCAAUGGAGAACUUGAUUGUAUUGGUGGAGAAGAUGAAUCAAAUUGUACAGUUGAACAAGAACAAAAAUCAGAAAAACAAGAGGAAGUUGAACAAAAGCAAACAUCAGAAAAACAAGAGGAAGACUUAGUACAAGAAUCCAAGGCAACGCAAGUGGAAGAGAAAGCGAAAAUUGUCAACUAUGACAUAGAUGCAGAAAGGAGACUCUUGAUGAAAAGUCUUCCAGAAUUAAGCUGCGGGGUUCCACCACAAACAGCUGCUCCGACAUUAACUCGCAAGAAAAGGGUUAUAGGAGGAACAAAUGCUAUAAAGAAUCAGUUUCCAUGGCAAGUAGCAAUCAAAGAUGGCACAGCUGUAAAUUGUGGUGGGAUUUAUAUUGGAGGCUGCUGGGUACUGACAGCGGCUCACUGUGUCAGGUCUAACCAACCCCAAAGAUAUCUCAUUAUGCUUGAACUGCUAGAUCGACUGUCUUAUGACAAAGACUUAGACAGUUUCCCAGUUAAAAGUGUCAUAGUUCAUGAGUUGUACAACCCCAACACAUAUGAAAAUGACAUUGCCUUGUUGGAAGUAAAGAACAUAUACAAUAAUCCCAAGUGCAUGCAGACUGAAAACAACAUGGUACCUGCCUGUGUCCCCUGGUCCCCAUUUCAGUUUAAGUCUGGUGACACAUGCACAGUCUCUGGAUGGGGACGGGAAAAAGGAAUGUCCAGAGUGUUUCACCUAAAAUGGGGACAUAUUAACCUAAUGGAUAAUUGUACAAGAGUUUAUAAGGAGCGUUUCCUUGACAAAAUGGAGUGUGCAGGGACUUAUGAUGGCUCCAUCGAUGCCUGCAAGGGGGACUCUGGGGGCCCUUUGGUGUGCUAUGAUGUUAACAAGGUUGCGUAUGUUUGGGGCAUUGUAAGCUGGGGAGAAAACUGUGGAGUUCCUGGUUACCCUGGUGUAUACACUAAAGUUGCUAAUUACUUUGAAUGGAUAGCACAUAAGGUUGGAAGAUCCCUUAUCUCAAAGUAUAAUGUCUAAGAUAUUAUCAUCAUUUGCUACUAUUCACUGGAAGAAUCUAUUUCAGCAUUACCAUGUAGUAUUUUUGUGCAAGUACAAUAAAUACAGAUACUCUGAUCU